Pollicipes pollicipes is the source of this 756-nucleotide messenger RNA. Its product is annotated as G-protein coupled receptor moody-like. The record is from RefSeq and is a predicted model, not a curated record. Gene Ontology annotation, molecular function: G protein-coupled receptor activity. Gene Ontology annotation, cellular component: membrane. Lineage: Eukaryota; Metazoa; Arthropoda; Thecostraca; Pollicipedomorpha; Pollicipedidae. The transcript is spliced from 8 exons. Bases 1 to 756 code for a protein of 251 amino acids. Gene Ontology annotation, biological process: G protein-coupled receptor signaling pathway.
AUGGGGGAGAAAAAGUCGGGACGGUUCUCACCGUCGCUGAUGACGCUGACGGCCGUGCUCAUCACCAUAUUCAUGAUCGUCGGGCUGUUCGGCAACGCCAUCACCAUCGUGGCCCUGCUGCGCUGUCCGCGGGUGCGCAACGCAACGUCACCCGCCGUCUUCAUAUGCAGUCUGUGCAUAGCCGACUUCUCCUUCUGUCUGCUGGUGCUGCCGUUCGAGAUCUCCCGCUUCGCCAACGGCGCCUGGACCUUGGGCGAGGGCUUCGUCUGCGUGCUCUUCCCCUUGCUGAGAUACUGGAACGUCGGCUGCUCCCUGCUCUCCAUCGCCAUGAUAACGAUCAACAGGUUCGUGAUGAUCGCUUUCAACGACCUCUACAAGAAGAUCUACGAACGUCGUUGGGUGGUGGUUCAGAUCGCCUUCAUCUGGCUCUACAGCUUCGGCAUGCUGACGCCCACACUGGCAGGCUCUUGGGGUCGGUUCGGCUACCAUCCGCUGCUAAUGACCUGUACCAUCGUGCGCGUCAACGGACACUCGGCGAAGAUCGCCCUCUUCUGGAUCGGCUUCCUCAUUCCCUGCAUCGCCAUCAUCAUCUGCUACAUCGGCAUCUUCCUGGUCAUCUCGGGCAUGAAGGAGACCAGCCAGCAGAAGAAGUCUCGCGAGGAGCGAGCCCGCAAGAACGAAAUGCGCAUUACCAGGAUGUCGCUCGUGAUCUUUCUCACCUUUCUGGUGUGCUACCUGCCGGCGAUCGUCUUCUGA